Messenger RNA from Volvox carteri f. nagariensis, 792 nucleotides. RefSeq lists its product as uncharacterized. Lineage: Eukaryota; Viridiplantae; Chlorophyta; Chlorophyceae; Chlamydomonadales; Volvocaceae. The transcript is spliced from 5 exons. Gene Ontology annotation, molecular function: glutathione transferase activity. Bases 1 to 792 code for a protein of 263 amino acids. Gene Ontology annotation, biological process: glutathione metabolic process. The record is from RefSeq and is a predicted model, not a curated record.
AUGGCUGCACUCAAGCUGCACUAUUUCGACCUGCCUGGCCGUGCUGAGAUUACCCGCAUUUGCCUCGCCCUCGGCAAGGUUCCCCACGAGGCGAGGAUGAACCUGCUCCGCCUGCCUGCCUACGUACCCUGCCUGCUGGCUGAUUGCGGUGCAUUGUCUGAUUUGCAACGGGGACAGGUUACAAGCCAGACGCAUAUGACGGUUUUCUUUUUCGCAAUCAAUCGCACGCAGGAGGUCAUUUAUGAAUAUUGGACUGAGUGGCCCAGGGAAAAGGCCAAAAUGCCCUUCGGCCAGGUUCCGGUCCUUGAGCUAGAGGAUGGGAAGAUGCUGGCUCAGAGCCGGGCAAUCGAGUGCUACGUCGCCAAGCUAGCCGGGCUCUACCCCGAUGACCCGCUGAAGGCGGCACUGGCGGACCAGGCAGUGUUCCUUUCUGACAUCUGGGAGUCUUUCGCUCCCACCGUCAGGCUGCCUCUGGAGAGUAAGAUCAAGGCGCAGGAGGUGGUCGUAAACACCAAGAUAAGGGAGAAGUUGCAGCACCUGACCAAGCUCCUGUUGGAAAAACCUGGCGAGUACGUGGCCGGUGAUACGCUGUCAUACGGUGACGCGGCCAUCUACGGGAACCUGUGCAACCUUGUUAGUGGCUUUCUGCCCGGUGUUCCCAAGGACUUGCUGGACGAGUACCCCGUGCUGAAGGCCUUCCGUAACAAGAUUGCCUCCAUUCCGGCUAUUAAGGAGCACUACGAGAAGCAUGGAGAGGGUUACCGAGCUGCAUUCAAGCCGGAUGUUGCGUAA